Argiope bruennichi is the source of this 1700-nucleotide messenger RNA. RefSeq names its product large neutral amino acids transporter small subunit 2-like. The transcript has 10 exons. Gene Ontology annotation, cellular component: membrane. The coding region runs from base 9 to 1499 and encodes 496 amino acids. Gene Ontology annotation, molecular function: L-amino acid transmembrane transporter activity. The record is from RefSeq and is a predicted model, not a curated record. Gene Ontology annotation, biological process: amino acid transmembrane transport. NCBI's taxonomy places the organism in Eukaryota, Metazoa, Arthropoda, Arachnida, Araneae, Araneidae.
UGUUGGUAAUGACUGCAAGUGCCACUUCUGGACUUUUUCCCCACACUUUUAAUGUCCGAAAGGGAAAAAUGCAAAAUUUCCAGGGCUCAAAUACAGCAAAUGUUCGGGUGCAAAAAAAGAUGGGACUUGCAUCUUCCGUGUCGAUGACCCUGAGCAGUAUAAUAGGAGCUGGAAUUUUCAUAUCACCGAAAGGAGUGUUGAAAUAUGCAGGAUCAGCUGGAAUGUCACUCGUAGUGUGGAGUUUAAGUGGUUUGAUUUCGAUGAUAGGAGCGAUGUGCUUUAUAGAACUAGGUACCUCUAUCCCAAUUUCCGGUUCUGAUUAUAGCUACCUAUUGAUAUGCUUUGGAGAAUUACCUGCAUUUUUAUAUUUGUGGGCAUAUAUACUAAUAAUUGUGCCGGUUUACAAUGUAAUAUUAUGCUUGACAUUCGCUAAUUAUAUAUUUGAAUUGGUUCUCCCAAACUGUGAUGUCCCUGAUGGAGUCUUACCAAUACUAGCAUCCCUGCCGAUAUGUCUUUUGACAUAUGUUAAUUGUCGCGAGGUGCACUGGGCUACUCGUGUACAAGGAAUAUUUACUUCUGCCAAAAUGUUAACUGUAACUGCAAUCAUCGUUUCUGGUAUAUAUUAUUUAUGUUCAGGCAACACUCAGAAUCUAGACGAUGCUUUCCAUGGAACAACAAAGAAUCCAAGUUUCAUGGCAUUAAGUUUUUAUCAUGGACUCUACUCUUUUGCAGGAUGGAGUUUUACCAAUCAUGUUGUAGAAGAAUUGAAAAAUCCUACCAUAAAUCUACCCAGAAACAUUUACAUUUCCUUAACUAUCGUUACCAUUAUCUACAUCUUGGCCAAUGUAGCGUAUUUAGCCGUCCUGACUCCAAAUGAAAUACUGACUUCAAAAGCUGUAGCAGUGAGUUUCGGUGAGAAGAUUUUCGGAUUGCUGUUUUCUUCAGUUAUGUCUCUGUCUGUGGUUCUUUCAACAUUAGGAACAAUGAAUUGUAGAAUAUACAGAUGUAGCAGAUUAUUUAUGGCAGCUGCUAGAGAAGGCCAUUUACCGAAUCUUCUCGCAAUGAUUCAUGUCAAGUAUCUAACCCCAGUUCCAAGUAUCAUAUUCGUGCUACUACUGACCUUGACAUAUUUGUCCUCAACUGAAAUAUUGUUUCUUGUCAAUUAUGGGCAAUUCGUAAGCGCCAUAUUCGAUUUUCUAACUGUUGUAGGUUUUCUUUGGCUGAGAUACAAGGAACCACACCUCGAAAGACCCAUCAAGGUUAGCCUUUUCUUUCCUAUAGCAUAUCUUCUGAUCUUUGCAUUUUUAUUGACCUUCGCACUUUUUGCGGGCCGCUGGGAACCCUUGAUGGGCAUAGCUGUGGUAUCAACCGGAAUACCGAUUUACAUGGUUGCUGUCUUCUGGAAAAAUAAACCAAAUUUUUACAACAAAAUUUCAAGGAAAUUUACUUCGUUUGCACAGAAGUUACUUUUAAGCGUACCUGAAGAAAAGGAUGAAUGAAAGAGGAUUUUUGACGAUUCCUUUCAACACCAAAGGUGGAAUAGCCGAUGAUGCAGAAAUCCGUACUAUGAAGAUCGUGACUAAAUAAUGAAAAUGUGCUGCCUUAAUAUUCAUUUCUGAUUUGAUCACUAUAUUGACAAGAAGAUAUAUUUCAUAAUGUUAGAACAAUAAAAAUCGACGAAGGAAGAUUGUAUCAAAAAU